CGCACAACCUAGGGUCCCUGGGGUCUCCGCGGCGCGAGGUCUCCGCGCAGGCGCACUGCAGCGCGCCGAAGUUCCGGAAGCUGCCUGGGCGCUGAGGGCGCCAUGCGCUGGGGGUUGCGCUCUCGCGGGCCGGGGGCGGCAGCUGUGGCCGUGGCCCGCAGCCGCUGGGGGCCCCCCUGGUCCCCGCGUCUCCCUCCGGUGCGGGCAGCCUCGGGGGCUGGAGACCUGGCGGCCAGCCCGGACCGCGGCCGGUACCGAGACACCGUGCUGCUGCCGCGCACCGCCUUCCCCAUGCGGCUGCCGGGCCGCCGCCAGCCGGACACGGAGCUGGAGAUCCAGCAGAAAUGUGGGUUUUCAGAACUUUAUUCAUGGCAAAGAGAAAGAAAAGUAAAGACAGAAUUUUGUCUUCAUGAUGGACCUCCUUAUGCCAAUGGUGACCCUCACGUGGGACAUGCUUUAAAUAAGAUUUUGAAAGACAUUGCCAAUAGGUACCAUAUGAUGCGAGGGUCCAAAAUCCACUUUGUGCCUGGCUGGGAUUGCCAUGGGCUGCCCAUUGAGAUAAAAGUUUUAUCCGAACUUGGUGGAAAAGCUCAGAAUCUUUCAGUUAUGGAAAUUAGAGAGAAAGCUAGGUCAUUUGCUCAAGCGGCAAUUGAGAAACAGAAGUCAGCAUUUAUUCGCUGGGGAAUAAUGGCAGAUUGGAAUAAUUGCUACUACACAUUUGAUGGGAAGUAUGAGGCCAAACAGUUGAGACUCUUUUACCAGAUGUAUGAUAAGGGUUUGGUUUAUCGGUCCUACAAGCCUGUGUUUUGGUCUCCCUCGUCAAGGACAGCCUUGGCAGAAGCGGAGCUUGAGUAUAACCCUGAGCACGCCAGCCGCUCCGUGUACGUGACGUUCCCUCUCCGGACGCCUCCCCUGAAGCUGGCCUCGCUUCUCGAUGGCGCCGCACCCGUGAGCGUGCUGGUGUGGACCACGCAGCCGUGGACAGUGCCAGCCAACCAGGCCGUGUGCUAUUCGCCGCAGUCCAGGUAUGCUGUUGUGAAAUGUUCCACCUCAGGAGACCGCUACAUAGUGGCUGCAGAUAAAGUCACCUCUCUUGCUUCUACUUUGGACACAACAUUUGAGGUUAUAUCAACAUUUUCAGGUAUAGAUUUGGAAGGUGGUGCUUGUGGUCAUCCUUUGAUUCCAGAUAAAGUGUCGCCUCUCUUACCUGCAACUCACGUGACCGUGGCGCAGGGCACGGGGCUGGUGCACACGGCCCCAGCUCAUGGCAUGGAGGACUAUGGAGUGGCGGCUCAGCACAGUCUGCCCGUGGUACUGCUCUGCACUUGGCCUUCAUUGUUCAUCUUGCAGGACGAUUGUUCAGUGGACGAAGGUGGGAUUUUCACAGCUGCUGCAGGCCCUGAACUUGAGAGCAAGGCUGUCCUGGAGGAGGGGACUGACGAGGUAAUAAAGAUGCUUCAGAGUGUGAAGAGUCUGUUGAAAGAGGAGACACUGAUCCACAGCUAUCCCUACGACUGGAGGACUAAGCAGCCCGUCAUCAUUCGUGCCAGCAAGCAGUGGUUUGUGAAGAUCUCGGACAUCAAGCCCGCAGCCCAGGAGGCAUUGAAGACCGUGAAGUUCAUUCCUGCAACGGCUCUGAACACCAUGGCCGACAUGCUGGAGCGGCGGCCGUAUUGGUGCAUCUCGAGGCAGCGGGCCUGGGGGGUGCCUAUCCCCGUGUUCCACCACAGGGCCAGAGAUGAGUGCUUGAUCAGCAGCCAGACCGUGGAGCACAUUGCCAAGCUGGUGGAGCAGCAUGGCAGCGACGUCUGGUGGACGCUGCCCCCGGAACAGCUGCUCCCAAAGGAGGUCCUGUCCCAGCUCGGUGGUCCCGAUGGCUUGGAGUACCUGCCUGGCCAGGACAUCCUGGACAUCUGGUUCGACAGUGGAACCUCGUGGUCUUGUGUUCUUCCAGGUGCCGAGCAGAGAGCAGACCUGUACCUGGAAGGCAGGGACCAGCUGGGCGGCUGGUUCCAGUCGUCCCUGCUGACGAGCAUCGCAGCCAGGAAGAAGGCCCCGUUCAGGACAGUCAUGGUUCAUGGCUUUACCCUUGGAGAAAAGGGAGAGAAGAUGUCCAAGUCCCUCGGCAAUGUCCUGGACCCCGAUGUCAUCAUCAGUGGGGGACAAGAUCAGAUUGCGGAGCCUCCAUAUGGGGUGGAUGUCCUUCGCUGGUGGGUGGCCGCAUCCAACAUCUUCACGGAAGUGACCCUCGGGCCCUCUGCACUGAGCGCAGCCAGGGACGACAUCAACAAGCUUAGGAAUACACUCCGCUUUCUCUUGGGAAACGUGGCUGGCUUCACCCCGGAGACAGACUCCGUGCCUGUGGACAGCAUGUACCUCAUCGACCAGUACAUGCUGCACCUGCUGCAGGGCUUAGCGAGCAAGGUCACCGACGCCUACAAACAGUAUGAUUUUGGGAAAGUUGUCCGACUGUUACAGGCGUUUUACACUCGGGAGCUCUCCAACUUUUACUUCAGCAUCAUCAAGGAUCGCCUCUACUGCGAGAAGGAGGACGACCCCAAGCGCCGCUCCUGCCAGACGGCGCUGGCCCAGAUCCUGGAUGUGCUGGUUCGGGCCUUCGCGCCGAUCCUGCCGCACCUGGCCGAGGAAGUGUUCCAACACCUGCCCUAUGGCACAGAGCCCAAGAGUGUUUUCCGCACAGGCUGGAUCAGCACCAGCUCCAUCUGGAAGAAGCCUGGGCUGGAGGAGGCGGUGGAGAGCGCAUGUGCAAUGCGGGACUCGUUCCUCGGAAGCAUCCCGGGCAGAAAUGCUGCUGAGUACGAGGUCACCAUUGUGAUCGAGCCCGGCCUGCUCUUUGAGAUCAUCGAGAUGCUGCAGGCCGAGGAGACAUCCAGCGCCUCGCAGUUGAGCGAGCUCACGAUGGCCUCGCAGUGUACGCUGCUGGCCCAGGAGCCGCGGCAGAGGCCGGCGGACGUGACCGAGCUCGCGGGGACCUUCCUCAUCGACCUGGAAGGUGGCGACAUUCGGGAGGAGUGCUCGUACAAAGUGCUCGUCACACGGGCCACCAAGGAGAAGUGCCCGCGCUGCUGGAGGCACACGGCCGAGUUGGCGGGCGCACUCUGCCCGCGCUGUGCGGGGGUGGUGGGCGGGGCGUAGCGGCGGGGCCCGCCCCCCACCCCGGGCUAGGCUAGGGCCAGUCACAGGGUCACAGCACGGAAGGGACGGGGCGGAGCUGCACGCCUUCAGCACAGCCUGGGGAGGCCGAGGCGGGAGGACCGCAGGUCAGCACUAGUCGGCCGGCCGCAGAGACUGUCUCAAGAAGAGCCAAACGCGGUAGAAUAUGGAAGUGGCCGCCGGAAGCGCAUAAUUGUAAGUGCGCGCGCCCGUGCUUCAGGUGGGCCGAGCAGAGGCGGGUCUGUUUUGUGAGAACCCUUUGACUCGGUCUUCAGUGCUGCCUGCCGUGUAAUAAAGGCUUCUGAACGGCU
Heterocephalus glaber (naked mole-rat) is the source of this 3485-nucleotide messenger RNA. The record is from RefSeq and is a predicted model, not a curated record. NCBI's taxonomy places the organism in Eukaryota, Metazoa, Chordata, Mammalia, Rodentia, Bathyergidae.